GACGCCCGCGCGCUGCCGCCGGCUGAGGGACGCGGCCGGGGCGGGGGCGAGCGGCGGGGGCAGGGUCCGGACGGCGGACAGAGCGACGGACAGACACACCGGCCUGCUGGCGGGGCUGCCUGCGGCCGCCAUGGAGGUGUGCGAGAGCGGYGGGGAGCAGCCGCCGCUGCUGCACUGGGACCGCAAGCUGAGCGAGCUGUGCGAGCCCGCAGACCCCGACACGCUGCUGAGCCGCACGCACUUCACAGAGUUCCUGGAUGAAUUUUCACCUGAUGUCCUAGGCCAGCUCUUGAAUGAUCCUUUCUUGUCUGAGAAGAAUGAAAUCAUGGAAGUGGAGCUGUCUCCGGCAUCCCCAGCGCCCCUCAUCCAGGCAGAACACAGCUAUUCCCUCUGUGGGGAUUCUCGACCCCAGUCUCCCUUGACACACAUCUCUACUGAUGACAACUUYAAUGAAGGUGACCUGGAAAAUGAGGAAUGGUGUCUGGCUACGGAGUUUACUCCAGCAUCAAUAAAGACUGAGCCGGGGCUGUGUGAGACAUCAGGCCUUGCUCCCUCAGUCAGUCUCACUGUCACRGCCACGUCGCUGGAGGGGGAACAGCCUGAGCUGCACACAGAUGCCCUGAUGAAACCACUGACCCAGAAAGUUCUUCCAGAGAUUAAAUUGGAGCCCCAUGAAGUGGAUCAGUUCCUGAACCUCUCUUCUAAGGAAGCAGUGGAUCCCCUGCAUUUGCCUCCCACCCCUCCCAGCAGCCAUGGCAGUGACUCUGAAGGAGGGCAGAGCCCGGCUCGGUCGCUCCCUCCUUCCAGCCCUGUCCAGCUCCAAGCCACGCCUAAAGUUCCAUCACGCACGGCUUCAGUGCUCUCCAAUUCCCCUCUCCUGACUGCACCACAUAAAUUGCAGGGGACUGGCCCGCUCAUCCUGACAGAGGAGGAGAAGAGAACGCUGAUAGCAGAGGGCUACCCAAUCCCUACCAAACUGCCCCUGACAAAAGCAGAGGAGAAAGUGCUAAAGAAAAUCCGCAGGAAAAUAAAAAACAAGAUCUCUGCCCAGGAAAGUAGAAGRAAAAAGAAAGAAUACAUGGACAGUCUGGAAAAAAAAGUCGAGACCUGCUCGAAUGAAAACAGCGAGCUGCGUAAGAAGGUUGAAGUCCUGGAGAACACUAACAGAACACUUCUGCAGCAGUUGCAGAGACUCCAAGCCAUGGUCGCUGGCAAAGUGUCCCGCUCGUGUAAGGCAGCCAGCACACAAACGGGGACCUGUCUCAUGAUGGUGGUGCUGUGCUUUGCAGUAGUUUUUGGCAGCUUCUCUCAGAGCUAUGGGCCAUACCCUUCUGCUACMAAGAUGGUGUUGCCCAGGCAGCAUUCCUCACCAGAGUCCUACACAGAUUCCAUUGUGAGGUCAAGGAGUCUACUAAUUUAUGAAGAGCCUUACCAGCUGGAGGAGUCAUCAAGCCCCGUGUCCUUUGCAGAUCGCAAGGACAGGCAAGCAGACACCUCCAAGUUGCCAGCACUGUCCCUGGAAGCUGUGGCAGGGACACAGCAGGAUGACAUCAUGCAGUUCACAAUAGCCAACGAGACAAGGCUGGAGAAAUCAGUGCUGCUGGGCUUGCAGCAGCACAGAGUCAACUCCGAACUAGAAGGAAAUGAAAUACUGAAGAUAAUUGAAAUAGAUAGAAGAGUCAAUGCCACCUCUUAAAAAUAAAAAAGGCCUUUUYUCUUGACUUCCCUCUUUCCCACAUAUUUUCAACCAAAGUUCCCCUGACUUGUCAUCCUCAGUGAACCAAAGUACAAAAGAGAGGGAGUUCAACUUCUGCAUUGACUGGUGAGGCUGUGAUUACAGAUGGGAUCUCUUGUCUCUGUAACUCCCUUCCUCACGUCGCACACAGUCCCUGUCUCUGCUUUUAUCCCUUUCCUGUCUAGUACUGCAAGGGCAGGAUYGAAUUACCAUGGGAGUGCCUGGUGGGUGUGUGUGCUUGUACCUCCACACAUCCUGAUCGGAGCACAAAGACAUUCUGGAGAAGGGGGAAUUGUGCAAAACCCAUGGGAGCGUGUGGGUGACAGGUUUUUUUGGGAGAAGGUGACAGAGAGAGAGAGGAGAUGCAGCAUGAUGGUGCUUAGAGCCUCACCAGCUCCGUGCCUGUUGGUGUGCAGCACUUUUGGGGGGAUGAAGAAGCGUGAGUGCAGCCUGCUUUUGAAGGGACAAGGAAGGGCCCUGACACUGCUGGGUUCACAGCACAGGCAGGAGGGGGCUGGUCCAUGAUGCUGCUGAAUUGUCCUCCCCCAGCUCUUUCUCUUCUCCCCUCCCCUCUUCAUCACUUAGCAGGGUGGGUUUCUCCUUCAUUGAAAGCAGCCCUGGUAGGCUUCCCUGCUCCACCCUUGAGAAAUUAAGCAAAGAUCAGUCACUGUCUGACCGCACUCUGUGUGGGAGAAUUACACUAGUUUAACUGAAUCUAUGUAGAAAGCAGGUUUUGUUACAUUUAUGCAAUAUUUCAGAUGGAUGCCCUUUAGUCUGYUUAAUGCUAAUCUGUUUAGCUUAAAUCAGUUCCUUCCCAACAAACUAAAUCAAUGUAAGGCUUAAACCAGAAGUGCCUCCUGAGAGGACCAUAUGGAUUUCAUUUAUUGGCUUCUAGGCAGUGGAUGAAAWUUUUUGUGCAGACCCAGUCCCAGAUUGUCUCAUGUUUUCCUUUCCUUGCCAUCUUCCUGUUACUGUUGUAAAUAGUAUUUAUUAGCUUUGAAAAAUUCUGUUCAGGCAGUUGCAAUGAAGAGAACUGAGCUUUCCUUACCCUGCAAAUAAUUUGGGCAGACUCUGAAAUAGGACACACAAACAUCAYUGAACACUCAUUUCCUCCCCUAAAACUUGAAUUGUUCUAAAAUAAAGCCACGUGUCUUGUUUUCCUCUUGCCUGCUUUUGCAAAGAUGUGAUCUGAGUCCAAGUGCUUUGGGUACAGAUAGGCUCAGUUCAUCCUAGAGCUGAUGGAUUUGGAACUGCAUGGCAAGGCAGCCUCUGAUCCGAGGAGUUGAUUGUGUAGGCAUUAGAGCUGUCCARAGAGGAAUGAGGUGAGCCCAUGGGGUCUGAUCCCAGUCCAGUUCUCUUCUCCAUGCUUUGUUCCCUGCUUGUCCCGUGUUGUUGAUGUUUUCAAGUGUCCCCUCUCGCUCUCAGUGCCCUGGUCAUGCCUUUGCUUGAGCUGUGCUACUCACAGUUUGUCCUUGCAGGGGCAYAGUUGAACUCAGUCCAGAAUUUGAGCAGGGUUUUAUCUGGUUCUUACAGAAGGGUGCUCAUGCUCUAUUGAGGAUGGAAUUAAUGUGAAAAUCCUAAUUCAGCAGGAUAGCAUAGCUACUUUACCAGAAAGUAGUUUACCAGAAGAAGUCAAUUUAAAAAAAAAAAAAGUAAUUUGAAGCUUUUUUUUCUUUUAUUUUUUUUCCUAAUAAUAAAUAAGGGAAAAACUAAUUUUUUACUAUGUACAGUAGAUAUUUCCUGCAAGUAUUCUAUUUUGUAAAAUAUUGAAUUUGUAUUUUAUUACAGUAGCUGUCACCACCAGCUUCUUUCUUGCUCUUCAUUCUCCUUAGACUUUCUUCCUUCGGCAUCCUAUUUGCCACCCUCAGGCCUGACUCGAAAUUCAGUGAAAUGAAUGGAAAGGAUUUGGUGAAUUGGAGGGGACUGUGGGUCAGUCCCCUCUGUGCCAUUUUAAGAAAGUGUUUCACUGUAGUGAUUGUGAAACAAGUGCCUGACUCCAUGAGCUAGUGCUGAGUUUUGGUGUACAGAUGUGCUUUUCUAGGUAAUGCCCUAUUCUUCCAUGCAAGUGCCUUAUUCUUUUACCUGAGGUGACAAUGAGAGGAGAAAUGCUGUUGUAGUCUUACUUGGCAAAAGUUCCCUUCUUGGCAUGGGUCAACCCCCACCACAAAGUUUCCCUUCACUGUGAUCCUGCUGAGGUCUCUGAAUCAUUCCAGUAUCCAUUAACAACUUUUGUGUUUGGAGUUUUUUAAAAUGCUUUAAAGUUUCACAUAAACAGUGAUCACUGGUGAGUGCCACAAGGAAUGGCUGCAUUGCUCAGCCACYUGAGGUCAGCAAAGUGACAGGAGAAAGCUGGCAUUGACCCCGACUGGUCAGCAUAAGGGGACAAGGUCAUAGUUCAGAAAAUUCCUGAAAUGUUCUUUAUUUUCCAAGAGCACCCUUGGUUUGCUGCCUCUGAGGGCAGGCAGGUGUUGAAUGUUUUGCAGCAGAGGCCCCAGGGUGUGAAGCAUAGCACCARUUCCCAGUCUGGCAGUUCGCUCCUGCCCACUGCCAGUUAAAUGGAUCACCUCCCAUUGCAGAUACAGCUGACUUACUUCACUGUGUGAAAACCAAAGUGGAGUUAUUUCUCACUUCUUAAAGRAUAGAUGAGUUUGCACAACCAAAAUGGCUCCUCCUCUCUGAAACCCACUGCACUGGCCAUUGUUAAAACUUUGCCUUUUUUUUGUUUAACUUGGGCAUAUUGGUUCAAAUCUGGUUGGAAGAGAAACGUGUUUUCAUCCUGAGCAUUUUAAACUGGCCAUGGUCUGGGUCAGGCCUCUGUACUAAAUCAUCCAAGCCAGUAUGGCCAUACUGAUUUCUUGUGUUUGAUCAUCUAUUUCUAUAAUCUUAAUUUGUGUAAUCCUUUAAGUUAUUUUUAGGUACUCCUGUAGGCAAUCUCUUGACCUAGCACACACAUGGCUUGGGGAUUUAUUGUAUGACAURUUACUUCUUUAUAAUAAGGAAAAGCUUUGCUUCACUUUGGUUUGUUUGUGAUCAUUUUUCUUCAGGGGCCUUAACAGAACAGGUUUCUCUGCUUGGGGCCAAGGAUUUCCCUGUCAUCAGCUGCUCACAGGCUGUUUGUGACAAGGAGCUCACAGUCUCCAGAGGCAGUUUGUGCCUGUUUGUGCCCAAURAAAGUGCUUUUAAUUAGCUCUAUUACCUGAGGUCCUAGCCUUCUGCCAGUGUGCUUUUUCUGGUGAUCAGUGAUUUGGUGCUGUAGAAUCAUGUGUGUGUGUGUACAGGCCUUAUGUGCUGCAUAAUUUCCAUUUCCAGUAGAGGACUUAAGUGAUAAACUCAGGAGUCCUCAGCUGUAAGGUUAUGCUGCUUGUCAGCACAAUUUUACACACACUAGUAAACUUACCUUUUGGCCUGCAGCUUUAAAGCAUGCCUAGAUCUAUCAGGUCUUUGCUUCUAGGGACAUAAGCUAUGAAGGAAUGUAGGGCAUUAUUUUAUAUAUAUAUGUAUAUUUUAAAAGUAUAAAGCACAGGGCAUGUGAUGUUUCUAACCUUGUUACCAGUGUGUAGAUAAUGUUGUUUUUUUUUUCCCCCCAGGCUAUUUAUAGUUCUUUGCUGCAUUUCUUUCAUUUGAUCUGCACCAUUCAAUAUUUUUCAGCAGCACAGACUAAUGGAUUAGGCUGAGGWUCUUAGGCCAGAUCCCAGCUGAUASAGCCAGCAUGGUUCUCACACACCRCUCAUGAAGGCUGCAGGUCUGAUUAAUACUGACAGGAGACCCCUUCCUCCACAUCUCUCUGUGUAACAGUAUAUCUCAAUGUGUUCUUGAUUUUUCUAACAUAGACCAAAAAUUAAUCUAAAACCUCUUUUUUUUCCCUGUUAAAGAAACCAACCCAUCUCUCCACUCCCAUCCGCCCCCCAAACUAUCAGUGGUGAAUUCUGUCUAGACGCUUUUAGAAUGUAGGUCAAGGAAGUGAAUGAUGCUAAUUGCUACGUUGGGAGGGAUUUCCACUGAGUAUUUGGGCUCUAGAUUCUAGCUAAUGCCAAGAGGCCAUUGUUCAAAACCCACGCAGCUAAGAACAGAGGAAUACGGAGUAUUUUUAUACCCUUGGUGACUAAAAUAUUUCCYUCUCGAGUCACUAAUUAAAAAGGGAACAUUUUGUAAUUUUGAAGGUGAAAUGAUAGGUCAGUACUUUGUAGCUACAGAAGUUGUCCCAGCUUAUAUAACAGUGUAGUGCUAUGAUGUGUUGCUGCUUUGCACUAUCURAUGUUAAAGUUUAACAAUUUUGGGRGUUGCAGAGGGGAAUGAACUGAUGUACACGUUAAGUAAGGUCUUUACAAAGAAGAUGUAAGGAUUCAAUCCAUGUUGUAGCUUUCUCAUGGCUAUUAAAGUGACAUUGGGCUUUCAGAGCAUUGGUUGAUCCUGAUUAGUAAUGCAUUGCUUGGGUGAUCAGCAUCCACUGGGGACUCCAGGAUUGAGAGGGAGAUUGCAAUUUGGGUUUCUCAUUUUCAUGUCAGGCCCUUUUUUGCUUUACCAAGGUGUACAUAUAAAUAUACAUAUGAAUCAAAUUCCUGUGUAGAAAAAGUGCAUUUUGCAGGAAACUCAUUUGUGAUGCUGUUUGUAUCUGAUGCUGAAUGGAGUUUGGAUAUUCUUAAUUAGCAKUAGUCUCUUGUCUGCCCUGCAACCRAUCUCCAGAUUCUUCCUCCAAGAGCUGCAGCUAAAUAGGUUGAGAACAGAAUGUGGGAAAGCUGAUUCKUAGACCUCCCUUAGGGUGAAAGAAAAGGCAGGUGAAGGGACUUCUCACAUCACAGGGAAACCUCUAGUUCUCGAUUCCAUAAAUCAGCCAUGAGAGCCUCUUUCAUUAGUUACCUGCCAGGUUUAGCUUGACUCCUAUUCCCCUUGCUCUUUAACAUUGUUUGUGCAUAUCUGACUUUUAUAUUAUAUCCCACUUUCCCCUCCAAAUAGCARGUAAAAAUGUAUUUGAACCUUAGCAGUCCAUAAUGAAGGGAGUGGAAGAGAGAGAGAGGGAAACAGAGKCAGGUAAUGGAUUUUUUAAACAGAACUCUGGUCAUAUCUGACUUUACCAUAACAGAUUUUAGUUCAGUGGUGCUGAUAUUAUGACAUCUUGCUUUCUUCAUUGGUACAGUUAGCAAGAAUGAGUGUGUGUGUGUGUAUCUGUGCACAUGUGCAUGGUGAAUAAUCAAAAGGUAUCAAAACCYACAGAGUUUUCUUAAUGUAACACAUGUUGCUAAAUAAAGGCAUCUACCUGAACACACAGGGCACUUUGGGCUUGGUGCAGCAGAAAGUCCAGGCAUUUCUCUCUGAAACCUGUUCACAUUCCACAUCACUGAGCACUCAUAGAACUGUUGUGUGAAUUGCUGUCCUGUGAUAAUUGUCGACUGAGUGUUGUGCUGUGUCAUUUUGUGUGUGCAUAGACUGUCUGGCCUUUCUGUAGAACAGUUCUGGCUUGGUACAAAAAAAGAACUAUUUUAUAUUCUGGUAUCAUUUUUGGUCUGUAGCAUUAUGGCUUUGAAUGUGUUUUUUCUUUUUUUUUUUUUUUUUUUUUUUUUUCUUUUUUUUUUUUUUUUUUUUUUUCCUAAGUGGUGUAAAUUAGCCUUAAAAGGUGGCUCCUGGGAGGUGACAGCUCAAGGAACAGAGUUUGUUGGGCUGGUCUUCUGGGAGAGGACCUAAAGAUCCCCCUUCCUCUCAGAGGGUGGUGCAAGUACAUCCCAAUUCYCCUGAGAUUCACCUGGCCUUCCGAGGGUGAAUUACCUGGUGUUCCUCUCUUGAAGAGAAUUCCAUAUCCAGGGCCACUCAUGAUGAAAUCACUCUGCUGUGACACCCCUAAGGCACUUGAGCUGAUCUUUCCCUCUCCCUCUGUUCAUGUGAGUGCAGUGGAGGUUUGUGCAAACAUUAAAACUAUCUAAGAUGACAGGGACAGUGAUGCURGUGCAAAAGCAGUCCCCCAACUCCUUGGUAAACUUCCCUGGGGCCUCUUCUGGCUGCAGAUAUCUCUUCUCUUGCCAUGUCUGUUUGACUCUGUGUCUGUGUUCAGUGCCUGUCUGUUUUUGUACAAGUGCUGUCAUCUGGAUACGAUCCCACCUGAUUGUUCACACUGCAAACAUGUCCAUUGGGUGGAAAGAAAUUGCUGUUUUUCCUUUUUAAAUCGUCAUCUGCCCGAUUCUGUGAGAGAACAGACUACCUGCUUUUGUAGCCUAAACAUGUAUGUAGUGAAUAUGUUAUGCUUUUCAUUUCUUGCAAAUAAAUAUUUUCUGUAGAAAAAAAA
Molecule: messenger RNA, 8009 nt
Organism: Malurus melanocephalus (red-backed fairy wren)
Lineage: Eukaryota; Metazoa; Chordata; Aves; Passeriformes; Maluridae
Gene: CREB3L2
Product: cAMP responsive element binding protein 3 like 2
Exons: 12
Coding region: 131-1696 (521 amino acids)
Biological process (GO): regulation of transcription by RNA polymerase II
Molecular function (GO): cAMP response element binding; DNA-binding transcription factor activity, RNA polymerase II-specific
Source: RefSeq, a predicted model, not a curated record